Molecule: messenger RNA, 258 nt
Organism: Rotaria sordida
Lineage: Eukaryota; Metazoa; Rotifera; Eurotatoria; Philodinida; Philodinidae
Source: the annotation of a GenBank genome assembly
AUGGAUAAUGAUUAUUUAGUAAUACAGAAAGGAUGUGAACGUGCCUCAUGGGUUAUAAAAAUGUUAACAAAAGAACAUAUAGACUCACUUGAACAAUUUUUUCAACAUAAUAAUAUUCCUGAAAUAAAUGAAAUAGAAAGUAUUGCUGCACAUCUUAAUAUAUCGCAUUAUUACGUUCGAACAUGGUUCACAUAUCGUUUCUUUGAAGGACUUGCUCGUCGUCAUCGUCAACGUUACAUGCCUCUUAUUGCAGCUUAA